Synchytrium microbalum is the source of this 3981-nucleotide messenger RNA. RefSeq lists its product as uncharacterized. Bases 1 to 3981 code for a protein of 1326 amino acids. Gene Ontology annotation, molecular function: oxidoreductase activity. The transcript has 18 exons. Lineage: Eukaryota; Fungi; Chytridiomycota; Chytridiomycetes; Synchytriales; Synchytriaceae. Gene Ontology annotation, cellular component: PAS complex; endosome membrane; fungal-type vacuole membrane. The record is from RefSeq and is a predicted model, not a curated record. Gene Ontology annotation, biological process: phosphatidylinositol biosynthetic process; positive regulation of kinase activity.
AUGGAUCCUUUGUUUUCUGACAAGGCUCAAGCCCCUUCCACUACAUUGAUAUCGCCUCAAAUCUAUCGGGGACUCAAUGAUAAGCUCUAUGAGAAACGGAAAUCGGCUGCUCUCGAUGUAGAGAGGCUCGUUCGUGAUUAUCUGGCUACCAACGAUCACGCCCGAAUACGAUCUCUAAUACGCUUGUUGAUUCAAGACUUCGCUUACUCGCCAAUCCCAAACUCCAGGAAUGGAGGUUUGAUUGCUCUGGCUGCCAUUGGUAUUGCUCUAGGACCUGAAUGGGUCGUACAAUAUUUAGACUUUAUAGUGCCUCCAAUUCUCAAUUGCACGACAGAUCAGGACUCUCGAGUGAGAUAUUACGCUUGUGAGAGCAUGUAUAAUGUCGCAAAAAUGGCUAGAGGAGAGGUUCUCAAGUAUUUCAAUGAACUUUUUGAUGCCUUGAGCAAGCUCUCUGCGGAUUCUGAAGUGUCUGUCAAGAAUGGAGCUGAGCUUCUAGAUCGUCUGCUUAAGGACAUUGUCUGUGAGCAAGCAGUCUAUUAUCAUCCUAUACAAGCUCAAAUUGCAGCCAUAGCAGCAGCUUCAUCAAUACCAAGCAAACCUCCAGCUUCCCCUCAUCAACCACCAUCACGUCCGUCGCCUUCAAAUGUCCCAGAGUCAGUUCUACCAUCAGAGAGAAUGACAGUCCCCGCCGUGCCUGGAAGUUCACCACAAUUACCAGGCACAAAAGCAAGCGAAUUUAAUCUCCCUAGAUUUAUACCAUUACUAGUAGAACGAAUCAAGACUCUAAAUCCAUUCUCGAGAAUGUUUCUCGUGCAAUGGAUUGGUGUCUUGGAUUCUGUACCGGAUUUAGAAUUGAUUGCAUACCUACCAGAAUUCUUGGACGGAUUAUUUGGAUAUCUUAGCGAUCCCAAUCCCGAUAUACGAUCAGCCACUCUCAAUGUUUUAGGUGAAUUUUUAAAAGAAAUACGAGACGUGGUCGAAGUACAACGAGACUAUGGUGUAGUGCAUUUCAGAGGGAAGGAUGGCGUCACGUUUGCUAAUGGUGGUACGAUAGUGACUUCAUCGACUACAAGUGAGAGCACCAAUGUGUUGUCACCUUCACAACAUGAUGUAAAGCAAUCUCCUUCAGAUGGGACGCUAAUGAGUCCACCUGUUGUGAUGGUGUCGGCUACAUCGACUAAUACCACAGCAGACGGCCACUUUUUUAUUGAUCCUACUCGUGACGGUAGUUUGCCCUAUAGACUAGGGCAGUCGGUCAUACUCGACUUUGGUCGGAUGGUGGAUAUUCUACAGCCAUAUCUGUCUUCUAAUGACGAAUCAACACACGCUACUGCUUUACUAUGGAUGUCAGAAUUCAUAGUAUUGGCUCGAGAGCUGAUGCUACCGUAUACCCCAACAUUACUCUCCACGAUUCUCAAAUCAUUACCCAACUCUUCACCAACCAUUCGUAGCAUAUCAGUAGAAGCAAAUGCAAAUUUAUACCGCCUUGUCAUCAACCAUACGAAAUCUCAACCUACAGGGGCCCCUAAAGAGCCCGGAAUACCAUACUCGUUACCAUAUGAAGCAGCUCCAUCAACUACAUCACAGCCAAUUGACCGUUCAAAGUCACCUGAACUCGUUGACCGAAGUGUUACGUCUCUUUCGCCUACUCCAAGAGUGGAAGGUGAUGAUUCAGUAGAAGGUGUUGCUGUAUCGAAACUGAAUCAAAUGGACUUUGAGGCUACGGUGCAUCAAUUGACUGCUCAGCUCUCUGAUGAACACGAUGAAACAAGAAUAGCUACUAUAGAUUGGUUGCUCAUGUUGCAUCGAAAGGCACCACUUAGAGUAUUGGCACCUUGUGACGAGACAUUCACCAUUCUCUUUCGUGCUCUGUCGGAUCGCUCUGAAGAGGUUGUCAAACGUGAUUUGUCCCUCAUUGCUCAGAUAUCAAUGCACUUGGAUGAUGCAUCCUUAUCGAAACUCCUGAGUAAUCUAUUGUCUCUCUUUUCAUCGGAUCGAAGACUUCUAGAACAGCGCGGUGCACUCAUAACUAGGCAUUUGUGUUUGACACUGCAUCCAGAGAGAAUUUUCAGGCUUUAUGCCGAGAUUCUUGAAAGAGAAGAGGAUCUGGAUUUCGCAUCGACGAUGGUGCAAAGCCUCAACAUUAUCUUGAUAACGGCGCCCGAGUUGAUUGAUUUACGAAGGCGGCUGAAGAAUCUGGAUCACAAGGAUGGCUCUGCCUUAUUCACAGCGUUAUAUCGCUCAUGGGCACACAAUGCCGUAGCUACGUUUGCAUUGUGUCUCCUGUCUGGCUGCUACGAUCACGCAUAUACCCUCAUAUCAUCAUUCGCAGACCUCGAAAUCACCGUCACCUUACUAGUACAGAUAGACCGACUCGUCCAGCUUCUUGAAUCACCAGUUUUCACUGGUCUACGAUUACAACUACUUGAACCAGACAAGCAUCCAGCACUGUACAAGUGCUUGUAUGGUAUCUUAAUGUUGUUACCACAAAGCUCUGCAUUUCAUACAUUGAGGAAACGAUUGAAUAGUAUGAGUGGAUUGAUGACAAUGUAUGGACCUGGUGCAGCCACUAGUAUUGCUGCAAAAAGUCCUCUGCUUCCAGCAAGGCCCAAAUCUAGUGAUGUCUCACCACGAUGGAAUGAUUUGAUGGCGUAUUUUGUACAAGUGCAAACACAGCACGAAAAAGCGAGACGAACUGGUGUACGAUCAACAUCGCAAGAAAAGUCUCGUAGAAGUGGGAAUAGGAGUAUGGAUGAUGUUGGCACUAUGGACCAAGUCGACUCUACUCCAGCCAAACCGUCAAGUCGAGAAAGACCAUCAAAACCUGCUACAGGCGAUUCCGGUAUCCGGUCUAGUGCAGGCACAUCGUCGUCGUUCUCGUCGGCAAGGAAGCUCCCACUGCCAACUACUCGUACAGGCACCGUAAUCAUGGCAACUCAGACCGUCCUCCUACUAAAACAAGCACCCGCACCUCCCAAAGGCCAGUUAAAAUAUGAUCGAUUGGAGGUCUCUAAAAUCCCAAUUCCUGUACCAAAAUCGAAUGAGGUGCUUUUGAAAAUCAGCGCUGCAGCGCUGAACCAUCGUGAUGUUUUUAUUCGACAAGGGCUGUACCCGGGUGUGAAGUACGACUCUGUAUUGGGAAGUGAUGGUGUCGGGACCGUCGUAUCAUCUCCAUCGGAUGCAAGCUUGGUUGGUAAACGAGUAGUGCUAAAUCCAAGUCAAAACUGGGCAUCGGAUCCUCGCGCUCCUGAAAAUCCAGCUGCAUAUGGAAUGCUGGGAUUGCUGCCUUUCGCUGGUACUUUGGGAGAAUACAUGGUCAUUGAUAAACGAUAUGUGCAUAUCUGUCCUGCACAUUUGACGGAUCCUGAGGCUGCUGCUUUACCAUUGGCUGCAUUAACAGCAUUCAGAGCUACAUUCACCAAAGCUCAAGUCAAGGCCGGACAAAACGUGCUAGUUACUGGUGCCGGUGGAGGAGUGGCAUUAUAUAUUAUGCAGUUUUGUCUUAGUGCUGGUGCUCGAGUCGUAGUAACAUCGUCAGAUGACACGAAGAUUGAAAAGGCAGUGAAAUUAGGAGCUGCUGGUGGUGUCAACUACAAAAAGAAGGACUGGAUUGCUGAAUUGACCAAGCUUUCAGGCAAAGGCUUUGACUGUGUCAUUGACGGUGCAGGUGGAUCUGACAAUUACAAGGCCUUUGUUCGUGUUUUGAAAGCUGGAGGAAUAAUCGCAGCGUACGGCGCCACCGCCGAAUCAGCCGCCAACCUCAUCAUCCCUCAAAUCUUCCUCAAACACAUCGAACUCAAGGGCAGCACCAUGGGCAACGAAGUCGAAUUCGCAGAUAUGAUCAAAUUCGUAUCAAAGCAUCAGAUCCAUCCCAUUGUUUCUGGAGUUUUCUCGUUUGAGGAGGCUGAGAAAGCCUUUGACGAAAUGAAGAAGGGAGCUCAGUUUGGUAAAUUGGUGGUUCAAAUCUCGUCCAAAAUGUAG